AUAACACCUAUCGCUAGAAACUGUAAAGUAGUAAAUGGUUCUGGUCCUACGUGACGUUCUACUUCUAUUCUACAUUCCUUUGCCGUUGCCAAUGGACGCGAUUGCGCAGUGACUACACUCCUGUUUUCAAAUUACAAUCUGCGCAAUGGUCAAGAUUUUACUAAAGUGAUGACAGAAAGUUUAUGUGAUAGUUUAUAAUAUAAUUUGAAAAUUUGUAUUUAUUAGUCGUUUAUAAAGGCGUUGAUGUAUAAAUGGACUAAGAUAAUUACUGUAUGCUUAAUGAGUUCAUGAAGUCUUUUGUGUGUGUACAAAGCCUGUUUUAACAAUUUCUCUUGAACAUCAGUUUACAUCGGAGUUACUAGUGUAGUAUUUUGAUGUUACAGUAUGUGAUGUGAAACUAUUUAACUAAACUAAAGUUAAAGUGUCAUGUGAAUGUGACUCUUUGUUAGGCUUCUGUUCAGUUUGUUUCAGGAAAUCCACGGACAUGUCGGAUAUCCUGUCGUGUUCUGCCGGGAACAUCAUUAUACCGACUGCAGGAUCUCGCUUGUCGGCCAAGCUGGACGAGGAUGGUGGGGACGGAGGCGGGCCAGGAGGCACCUGUCCGCCCGCUCUGCCUCCACGGCCACCGCCUCGACCACGAAACGCCGUCAACUCCGCCUCCAGCAUCGAUGCUCACCUCAAGAGAACACGUGUUAAGAAGUACGUGUUUCUAUGCAGUGUUUGUGGUGGCCUGGCUUCUUUACUUGGUACAUUGUUUCUGGCAGUCUACCUAAUCUUGCGCACAUACACCUCUUCUUUGGACUACUUUGAGACCAUUCCAACUUACAUACCUGCAGCUAUGUUGAUGGUGACUGGGCUAGCUGUUAUGUGUUUAGCUCGAAGGCGAAAUAGAUAUAUUUUCCUUAUCAAACUAUGUGGGUUGUGUUGCUUGAUGUGCGUCGGCACAUGCGUACUAGUAACAGUUACUACGACAGUGGUGCAUAUGAGCAGACUACAGAGCCUCAGAGAGUGUGUCUACACACUCAAGACACAGACUUGCACCUGCUACUCAGUCCUUUUGGAAUCUGCAUCGGAAAGGUCAGAUGAAGGUUCAAGAUAUGUGUUCAAUGCCACUCCAGACUGUGAGGCUAUUCAUGGACCUCUGUACUUAUGUCUGCGCGCCUUAUUUGGUCUGUCUGUGAUAGGCAUUCUGGUCUGCAUCUUCUGCUGCAUGCUCGUCUAUCAGCUGCUCAGUCAUGAGCGUAAGAAAAUGUACUGGGAACAAUUGGAGCUUCGCUGCCGCUACUUGUAUGGUCAGGCUUCAAACCUUGGCCGCAACCCUGGUCUGGCUGGUGCUCAACCUGUCAGCACACAGCACUGUGCUUGCUGCCAGCAGUUUCGCUACCAACAGGAUGUCCUCACCUGGGAGCCUUCUGAUAACAGGUUUUGGAGUGGAGGUCAAGUGGGUAAUCUAUACUCUCCCAACCCAGUGGGAGAGGAUUGUGUGACUGAACCUGCAACAUCAGGAUGGAGUUGGCGCAGACUGCCUUGGAACCGACAGCCAUCAGCCACACUUCCUCCACCAUCUGUCAACAGCCACAGGAGCUGCAAUAGUUAUCAGCAACCUCUUAACUGCAGUAGUCCCGACAGUCAAUACGGCUUCAGUUCGGAGCAGGGGCGAGUAGCAACAGUGUCAUCAGGGGCAUCAUACACAGUGAUAGAGCCUACAUCAGGAUGUCAGGUGUACCAUUGGGGUCCUCCACCACCGUACUCAAACCCCAACAGCCCUAGUCGGCCAGUGUUGUGUCCACCAGGACCGCACCAUCACCACUGUCAGCGCAACUAUGUUAACACCAGUGGUGGUGAUGUUGAUGACAAUGAAUCUGCACGAGUGCCACCACUUCGCCGCCGUUCAGACCUACCACUACCACCAUCAGACCAGCAUGCUAAACCUCAACGAGCAGAUUGUGGAGUAUCACCCAGAAUCAAAUAUUUACACAACAAAUUACAGAAUGCCUCUGUAAACACAACUAGAAAACGUACUCAAGAACCAUCAGAAUCAGAAGUUUAUUUUGCAGAUGUUUCCAGUUGCAAUGUUUCUGUUAGGAAUGAUUCCAUGUCCCUUUAUGGAGAAGCUCUAGAAGCAAAGCAAGGAGAGAGAAUGCCCACAGUGUGUGAUGAAUCUCAAGAAAUGCAAAAUGAAGAAUCAUCUAAGAAACAAUCCCAUUCUUCUCCUACUAUGGACAAGAAGGGCUUAUGCUUUCAAAUCAUGCGGAACCAGGAAGGUCAAAGGCAAAACAAUGUUUUAUCACCGAAAGAGAUAAAUAACUUUCAGAAAGUGCCUUCUGGAGGUGAAUUUUCUUACACAGGAAUGUCAUUAGAAGUGUCUGAAGAUGAUCCAGAAUUGGUUAAUUUUAGCCGACAGGCAUCAUUAAAAAGAAGACUACCUCAUUAUAAAAGUGAUUUUACAAAUAAAAUAAAAAAUGAACCUGAACAAGACCUUGAGGAGACCAUUCAUAAAGGUCAAAAUGAAUUUCCAUCGCCAAUGUCCCUAUCCUCACCGUCGACUGUCAGCAAGGGCACUGGUGGAUUCUAUACUGAAAUUGUUAACUCUGACAAUGGGUCUUCAGAUUCUGUUUGGAGUGGUUAUUCCCCAGGUCUGCUUGCUCCAGAUGCUCAGUAUGAAGUAAUCCCUGAGCACAGACUAGCAGCUUCUGAAGACCUUAAUGGUAAUCCGAACGAUGUCAGUGGAAAUCGUGAUAGGCUCAAGUUAUAUUUAUUUUCUAAAAAAAGACACUACCCACAAGUUAUUGAGGAGAACUGGUCAGUAAACAGCUCACUCUGCUGUGAUAAUCAAGAUUUUGCUGAUAGGUUAAAAUGUGGUGGACAUAAUAUUAACUCUCAAAAAAAUAGUGAUGGAGCCAAAGACUCAGUACAGAAGAAUUUAAGGUCUAAUGAACAUUGUCUAGCUGACAUUUUAAACUCUCCUAAAUCAAACUACAAAAACAGGCGAGAACAAAUGUGUAGCAAUCACUCAAUACCAAGUUACAAUGAGCGUCGACGCAGUGAGUUCUCACCGCUCUGUGAUCACGUGCACCCAGAACCGAAUGUAGGAGGAUAUUAUUCUAUAAAUGAAAACCAUAAUGUAUGUUGUGAUAGAACUAACCAUGACAGUUAUGAUCUUGUGUAUAAAGAAAAGACUGAAAUACUUAAUUCUCAAAAAAUGACGGAAAGCCAUGAAGCUCUAACGAGUGCACCGAAAGUGAUGGACAGAGGAAAGUUCACAAAUUCUAAUUUUGUAAAUUCUCUAGAAUCUAGUGAAAAAAAUGAAUGUUUUCAUUCAGACAGUAGUUGUCGGUGUUUCACCUCUAAAGAUCUUACCGAUAGUGACCUGAAUCAAGUUAGACCUGUUGAUGUAUAAAAUAUUGUGUUGUAAUGUAAUGUAUUAUUUUUUAUAUUUUAAUGUUAAAUAGUCUAUAAGUAUUGCCUACAAAUUGAAUAGCAGUUUUGUAAAUAUUGUUAUUUAUUCAAGUAACACAGCAUAUAAACUUAUAUUUUAUUUCUUUUUCCUGUAGACUGUUUUUCUAUCAGGAUUCACUCAUUGUUAUAAGCAAAUGAUCCAAACAAAGGAGGGCAUACAAACAGAGGAGGGCAUAAGUUUUAGUUUUAUAUGUUAAUAUUUGACAGUGCAAAAUUUAAAAUUCUGUAGUGAAAAACAAAACUAUGGUGAUAACGUAUACAACAGGUAUUAAGGCUGUGAAAGUCAAUAAUUUUUCAUAAAAAUCGUAGUUUUUGGUUUGGCAAAUUCUUAUCUGGAUAGAUAUCUUUGGUCGAGCAAUUGUAGAGCACAGUAUUUUAUGAAAGAUCGUUGUCGCUAAUUCAUUGACUGUCAUUUUUUGCGGGAAUUCCAACAAGACGAUAAUAAUUUUUAAUGAAUUGUAAAAUAUCUUAAAUAAAUAAAUAUGACUGUGACAGUAAUAACAUUUGUAAUGAAACUUCAAAAGGUUAAAUCAAUUGGAUACCCUCUUCAGUUACCUUAUUUGAAGUUUGUUUUUGACGACUGAAGGAUUGUGAAGAAAACAGGAUUUUUCUGGACAUUUACCAUCGUUCAGUGACACAAAAAAUCAGUAACACUAAAUUUCGAGAUCUGCAAUCCGAUCUCUUCCUCAGGUGAAUAAGUAACCUAACAUAACUAUAAUCUAGGUUAAAAUAAAAAAAUCAUACCAGAGCGUUAACAUGCAUAAGUCAGAAAUCAGAACCAUGUUGUGUGUCAACUUCAUGCACACUAACUCUAAAACAUGCAAUUAAUGAAAAGAAAACACAACACUAAUUAUUGCAAAUGAACUACAGAGUACAGGUCACAAUAGGUCUACACUCACGACCAACCAUAAGGUAAUGAAACUAUCCAGGUCUUCUCUGGUUUAACUGAUCUAAACACUUUAUUUCUACUGCAUUGGUUGGGAGGUUCAGACCCCUUUCCCCUACACUGUCCCUUAGGCUCCAUUUUUGCUUUUAUAGAUCUCAAAUGGGUUCUAGCUCCAAUAAUUCUAUUUUCAAACUAACUGAAAGACACCAUCAAGACUCAGUUAAUAAUGUUUAUCGUUAAUGACAGUUAUAAUUUAAAUGAACAUUUAAUAUUAUUGCUAUUUCACCAAUAUAAAUGGAGUUGGAAAUUAUUAGUGGCACAAUUUUACUGAGUUCUUUUGUUUAUUGUCAUUAUGCGUUGAUCAACAAUAGAGUCACACACUCAUCUGACCUUUCCUUAUCUGACAUUCGGUUUUAUCAAACAUGUGGUAACGUGAAAAUACUGAUCUCUUUAACUUAUAAUAAUGACAACAAAAUCAAAAUGGAUUGAUUUAUGUUCGUUGAUCUGUAUGUUUCUCAAUACCAUAUACUUUUACUUGUACUUGGUGCUUCCUGGUAUGCUCCUUUGUUUUUCAAAGCUAUUUUGUUCAUGCUAAGGUCAUUUUCUUCCAUAACGCUAUUUCGGUUACCAUAGUAGUCAGUCCAGUCACUUGUACUGUGUGGUGAUUAUGAUAUAGUUUUAUUUUUUGGCCUUUAGUGUUGUUAUUUGUACCUAUCAAUAAGAUAAAUUUAAUGUUUUUCUGAAGUACCUUACAUUAACAGUACAAAGUUUUGUAACAGUUGUUUCACUUUGCUGUGUUUUUUUUAAAUCCCUCUCAAAACAAAAACAAUUUGUAAAAUGAUGUUUUUACUUGUACAGUAUUUAACAAUGAACACUCUUACAUUCAUAUUAUCAGUUUUAAGGUAAUGUAAUAUAUUUAUGUUAUUUGUGAAAUAAAUAAUUUUUUAUGUUUUUA
This is a messenger RNA of Homalodisca vitripennis (glassy-winged sharpshooter), 5300 nucleotides long. RefSeq lists its product as uncharacterized. NCBI's taxonomy places the organism in Eukaryota, Metazoa, Arthropoda, Insecta, Hemiptera, Cicadellidae. The record is from RefSeq and is a predicted model, not a curated record. Bases 485 to 3400 code for a protein of 971 amino acids. The transcript is spliced from 9 exons.